AUGGCGACCCUGCUCUCCGCCCCAACGCUGAGUGCGUCCCAGUUCGCCGAGUUCAUCGAGCCCGCUCCGUUGUACCAGUGCCCGCGCAGUGCGACACCUACCAUGUCGCGCCCGCGUCUGACCCGGGAUUCGAGCUGCAGCCUGUACCCUUCGCCUUCCUUUGGCACGGAGCUGUACCGCGCCCCUACCCGCGACUGCCGCGACAGGCGACGAGACAGCACCCCGCCAUCACCCUCUGCCAAGCGAUGGAGCAUUUCGCUCGUGCGUCCCCGCCUCCGCCGCUCCGAGAGUGACGAGCCGCCGCGCCGCUCCUCCCGCUCCAAGUCGCCGAAGCGUGCCAAAUCGACCAAGUCGGCCCGCUCAAGCGAGACUCGCCCCGACUCGACCGAGCACCGGUACUCUGUCUUCAGCGCCUUCGCCGAGUUCAUCGAGCCCGCUCCGUUGUACCAGUGCCCGCGCAGUGCGACACCUACCAUGUCGCGCCCGCGUCUGACCCGGGAUUCGAGCUGCAGCCUGUACCCUUCGCCUUCCUUUGGCACGGAGCUGUACCGCGCCCCUACCCGCGACUGCCGCGACAGGCGACGAGACAGCACCCCGCCAUCACCCUCUGCCAAGCGAUGGAGCAUUUCGCUCGUGCGUCCCCGCCUCCGCCGCUCCGAGAGUGACGAGCCGCCGCGCCGCUCCUCCCGCUCCAAGUCGCCGAAGCGUGCCAAAUCGACCAAGUCGGCCCGCUCAAGCGAGACUCGCCCCGACUCGACCGAGCACCGGUACUCUGUCUUCAGCGCCUUUGGCGGCUUCGGUGCCCCAUUGAAGAAGGUGGAAAACCACACUGCUCUCGUCGAAGCGCGCCUCGAUGCUCCGUCCCCACAACCCCUUCCCUGCCUCGAGGCGUGCACUGGACCGCCCUCGCCCGCCGUCGAGACGUUCUCUAGCACGGCGACGACGCUCUUUGACGAGCCCGAGCGCGAUCCCUUCUUCGACGACGAUGGCAUCAUCUGGGUCGUUCCCCGCAGCCGUCGCGGAUCCCGCGCGUCGAGCUACUCCCCCGCCAAGCCCAAGUGCGUCAUGCAGCACUCCACCCCGGAGCCGCAGUCCAUGGCCGAUCUCAAGCGCGACUCGUACGGUUUGCACGACGUCCUCAACGUCCACGAGGUCCAGCCAGUGCCGAGCAAGAACCGCGUCCGCAUCGAGCGUAUCUCUAACUGGGGCCUGCCCUCGUCUCCUCGAGAAGACAAGGUGUGGUCGAAGCUGAGCGUGACCUGGUGGCGCCGGAAGUCGAUCUGA
Molecule: messenger RNA, 1284 nt
Organism: Trichosporon asahii var. asahii CBS 2479
Lineage: Eukaryota; Fungi; Basidiomycota; Tremellomycetes; Trichosporonales; Trichosporonaceae
Exons: 1
Coding region: 1-1284 (427 amino acids)
Source: RefSeq, a predicted model, not a curated record